AUGGCGGCGCGAGACGAUAAUAUGGCACAUGCAUCUAGUCCUUCUGUGCCAAUCUGCACAGAGCAGAGCAGCAAUAGCACCGCACCACAUAGGGUGAUUCUGCAAAGACCCAGCAGUGCAGGUUCUCGCCCAGCAAGUGUGAGCAGUAGCCUAAGCUCUAGUUCAACCAGGGGUCCUCGACCAAACCAGGAAAUAUGUGUGGGAGAAGAGCUGAGGAUUGCAGUGGAUAUAGCACUGGAGAAAUUCAGACUAAAUCCAGAACAGAAAGAACUGGAAUUUCCUUCUUCUUUCACUGCAACAGAAAGAGCAUAUGUUCAUAGGCUGACAGAUGACAUGGGACUGAAGUCAAAAAGUAGAGGAAAAGGAUCUAAUAGAUUUUUAACCGUCUUCAAAAAAGAGGACAAGAAAGCAGCCAAUUCCUCUGCCAGAUUUCAGCUGACUCACAACUCAAGGCAGCAGAUUCACAAUCUUAUCCAGCGUUUUCCUCUUACCAGCAAGGAAAGGCAUGAACUGCUGCCCAGAACUGAGAGGAUCACUUCAACUGAAGGUGACUUAGACUUUGUUUUACCUCAUAUUUCUUUGAAUUAG
Molecule: messenger RNA, 588 nt
Organism: Lingula anatina
Lineage: Eukaryota; Metazoa; Brachiopoda; Lingulata; Lingulida; Lingulidae
Product: 3'-5' RNA helicase YTHDC2
Cellular component (GO): intracellular anatomical structure
Molecular function (GO): ATP binding; protein binding; RNA binding
Source: RefSeq, a predicted model, not a curated record